AUGGACGCAAAAGUAGCACAAAGUUUGCAUUGGUCAACAUGGAGAAGCUCAGACAAUAUUGUGAGAAGACAUGGUGGUUCAUUGCACUUUAGUCAAAGACAAAGUGGAAGCGGUUGGAAGAAUUUUCAAACUAUUGUUUCUUAUGAUCUUGGGUGUAGAAAAGGUUGGAAUGGGCAGAAAUCCGUAGUAUUAAAGGUCUCUUGUUCUUCUCAGAAAACUCAAGCUUCGGUGCUUCAGUCCGAAAGUGCGCUAAUAUCUGUUGAUGAAGCUGCUCUUUUAAAGAACAAGGCAGAAGAUGUUGGAUCAUUACUUGAGGGACGCUGUAUAUAUCUUGUUGGCAUGAUGGGAUCUGGGAAAACAACUGUUGGUAGGAUUUUGUCAGAAUCCCUCAACUAUUCAUUCUUCGACUGUGACACACUAAUAGAGCAGACAGUUGGAGGAAUAACUGUUGCUGAGAUCUUUAAAUUGUAUGGUGAGAGUUUCUUCAGAAACAAUGAGACUGAAGUAUUACAAAAGGUGUCAUCAAUGCAACGAUUAGUUGUUUCGACAGGUGGGGGUGCAGUUGUUCGGCCCAUUAAUUGGAAAUACAUGCAUAAAGGACUUAGUGUUUGGCUAGAUGUACCUUUGGAAGCCUUGGCACGGAGAAUUGCAGAGGUUGGAACUGAUUCACGCCCACUUCUCAGUGGUGAAUCAGGAGACGCUUAUACACAGGCUUUCAAGCGUUUGACUACCCUUCUAGAGGAGAGAGGGGAAGCUUAUGCCAAUGCCAAUGCCAGGGUUUCCCUUGAAGAUAUGGCAGUCAAAUAUGGAUGUGAAGAUGUAUGCAAGCUCACGCCUGCGACAAUUGCAGUUGAGGCCCUAGUACAACUCGAGAACUACUUGAAGAAGGAAGGUACCAGACUAAAAUAA
Molecule: messenger RNA, 909 nt
Organism: Oldenlandia corymbosa var. corymbosa
Lineage: Eukaryota; Viridiplantae; Streptophyta; Magnoliopsida; Gentianales; Rubiaceae
Source: the annotation of a GenBank genome assembly